AUUAGGAUUUCGAGAUCUGAUGGAUCAUUUGCUACUCUUUCUUGUCCACUUACUUAUACUACAUCUGAAAUUUGUCAUCAGUUGGGACGGAAAUUGUUUAACCAAAAACCACCUGCAAGUUAUAAACUAUACAUUAAAGAAAGAGGAUUAGAACGAGUGGCAGCACCGAAUGAAAAACCAUUGAUCUUUCAAAGACGUCGGCUUGAACAAGCUGGUUAUACUAUGGCUGAUCGAUUAGAUGAUGUGGGAAGAGCUGAUUAUUCUUAUUUGAUUAAGUUUGUUUAUAAAGAAGAAUCAUUAGCUGCAGUGGGAGGUGAUGAUGAUUUUCAAGGGAACUUAGAAUAUGUAGAUUUACAAGCUAGAAGUAUUCAAGCGAUCCCGAUCUUUUUAUUUAAACAUGCGCCUUUAUUAGUCAGCCUGAAUUUAUCAAGAAAUCCUAAACUGGACAUUCCAUCGGAUUUCAUUCAACUCUGUACUUCAUUAAGAGAAUUAAGAUUAUGUUAUAUGGGAGUGAAACGGGUACAUCCAUCGAUUCGACAGUGUCAUAGUUUAAGUCGAUUGGAUUUAUCAAACAAUCGGAUUGUCGAUUUAGAACAUGCAAGAUUAGAUGAUUUAACUGAUCUCAUGGCACUCAAGGUUCAUAAUAAUCGGUUAUGGAACUUACCGGAUUAUUUUAAAACGUUUAAAUCUUUAAGGCUCUUGAACCUAUCGAACAACAAGUUUGAAAGUUUACCAUUAAUCAUUUGUGAAAUUGAAUCAUUGGUAGAUUUAGAUAUUUCAUUUAAUAUGAUCACUGUUUUACCAUUUGAGAUUGGACAAUUGAAGAACUUGGAAAGGUUCGUUAUCUUGGCUAAUCCGAUCUCAACCAUUCCAAGUACGUUUGUAGGAUUAAGACAACUUAGAGAGAUUGAUUGUCGAAGGUGUAUGUUAGGGGACAUUGCGAUCUUUAGUGAAUUACCUAAACUCAAGAAACUCUUGUGUGAAAACAAUGGGGUGACGAUCUUAGAUGGAGCCUUCAAUUCGCUCACCGAACUGAAUGCGAGUCAUAAUUCGAUUACUAGAUUACUUUUAGUGGGGACGGGUUCGACGUUGGUUUCCUUGAAUGUUUCUCAUGCUAAGAUCUCAUCUUUAGGACAAGAGUUUUUUGAUGCUCUAGUGAGUUGUGAAAGUUUAAAUAUGGAUAACAAUCAAAUCAAAUCGUUUAGUGAUUCGUUUAAUCAAUUAACCAACUUACGAAACUUUUCAAUGAAAAACAAUCAACUGACUUCGUUACCUGAAUCGAUUGGACAACUUCAAAGGUUACAUACAUUGGAUUUGGCUAAUAAUAAUUUGAGUGCUUUGCCAAAGACGAUUUGGAAUUGUUCUCAAUUGAUCGUCUUGAAUGCUAGUUCGAAUCUGAUUGAAGAGUUUCCUAUGCCUCCUUUGGCUGAAAGUCUUACUCAGGAAGAAAUGAAAAGGAAAGCUUCAAUCCCUUCGAUGAAAACUAAUAAUGUGGCAACAGCAGCUGGAACAGGUUCAGGAGGAGGAGGAGGUUCAUCUGGAGGAAUUGGUCAUUCGAACUCGAGUCAAUCGGUUAGUAGAAGUUUACCACCCUUAUCGAAAAGUUUACAAGAAUUAUUUUUAGGAGAUAAUGGAUUAGGAGACAAUGUGUUUAGUCCGAUUUCAUUAUUAAGUGAAUUAAGAGUUUUGAACUUAUCAUUUAAUGAUCUUUAUGAAGUUCCAUCCUUAACGUUAAGUAAAUGUGAAUCAUUAGAAGAAUUAUAUUUGAGUGGGAAUUCAUUGACGAGUUUACCAGGUGAAGAUUUUGAAAAUUUGAUUGGAUUGAAAACUUUGUUUGUGAAUGGAAAUAAACUUCAAACUUUACCGGCUGAAUUGGGGAAACUUAAGCAUUUGGAAUCUUUGGAUGUUUCUAGUAAUGUUUUAAAGUAUAAUGUUACUAAUUGGCCUUAUGAUUGGAAUUGGAAUUGGAAUUUGGAUUUACAGUAUUUGAAUUUAUCUGGAAAUAAACGAUUAGAAAUCAAACCUGCAGCUGGAAAUCAACAAGAUGCGAUUGCGACGGCUAAACGAAAGAAUUUAUCGAAUUUCAAUGCAUUAAGAAGGUUAAGGUUAUUAGGAUUAAUGGAUGUAACGCUCACUACACCAUCUGUACCGGAUGAAAGUGAAGAUCGAAGGGUUCGAGUCACUCAAUCUGAAGUGAGUUCGAUGGGAUAUGGGAUAGCUGAUUCGAUGGGAAGAGAAGAUUAUAAUGUGGUAGGAUUAGAUAUGGUGGUUUCUAGGUUUAGGAAUAAAGAUGAUGAAUCACUCUUUGGAUUGUUUGAUGCUCAUUCAAAGACGGCCUUUGCGGGUGGGAAACUAGCCAAGUAUUUACAUGAUGGUUUUUCAUCGAUUCUUUCAUCUGAAUUAAGAAGAUUAAGAGAAGGUGAAUCGGUUUCGGAAGCUUUGAGAAGAGCGUUUUUGAAUAUCAAUCGAGAUUAUGGAAACCUGGUGGUUUCUCAAUUCGAAGGAAGAAGAAAAGGAUCGAGUGGAAGUUUAUUGACGAGUGAAAGACCUAGUAUCACCGGUACGAACGGAUAUGCUGAUGGGAAAUGUGGAGCGUCUGGUGUAGUAGUUUAUGUGGCUAAGAAGACAGUUUAUGUGGCGAAUGUAGGAGAUGCAUUGGCAGUGAUUGCAAAGAGAGGAGGAGCGGCUCAUCCGAUUGCUCAUAAACAUGAUCCGUUUGAUUCGGUUGAGAUUGAAAGGAUUCGAUCGGCUGAAGGAUGGGUUUCACAAAAAGGAUUAGUAGCAGAUGAAGUAGAAGUGUCAAGAUCGUUUGGAUAUUUUCAUGUUCAUCCAGCGAUCAAUUCGAAACCGAGUGUACAAACCAUUGAGCUUUCGGAAGAUGAUGAAUUGAUUAUUAUUGCCAAUGCAGGGAUUUGGUCACAUAUUACUUAUCAAGCUGCUGUAGAUGUGGCACGAGCUCAAAACCGUAAAGCGGAUCCGAUGAUGGCAGCACAGAAAUUAAGAGAUUUAGCUUUAUCUUAUGGAGCUGAAUCGAAUUUGAUGGUGAUGGUUGUAGCUCUAGGAGAUUUGUUUAAAGCAAAGAGAAGGUUAACUUAUAGAGGAGCCGGAGGAGCUCAGAUUGAUGAAGAAGCUUAUGGAGCCACUCGAGUAGCUGCUAGAAGAGGACAAUUGACAGAUGCACCAGGGGAAAAGUAUUUAACACUUUUAGAUCGAGAAGUGGCACCACCGACUGGGAUGGUAGCUUUGGUGUUUACAGAUAUCAGGAAUUCAACCUCACUUUGGGAAACUAAUCCAGGAAUGCAAUCAGCGAUGAGAAUGCAUAAUCAAUUACUUCGUAGACAGUUAAGAGCGAUUGGAGGAUAUGAAGUGAAGACUGAAGGAGAUGCUUUUAUGGUUUCGUUUCCAUCAGUGACGAGUGCAUUGCUUUGGUGUUUUACAGUACAACUUGAAUUAUUGAGGGAAGAUUGGCCACAGGAGAUCUUGGAUUCUGAAGAUGGAAAGGAGAUUUAUGAUUCGAAUGGAUUGUUGUGUUAUAGAGGUUUGUCUGUUCGAAUGGGAAUUCAUUGGGGUAAUCCACAUUGUGAAGCAGAUCCGAUCACCAGAAGAAUGGAUUAUUUUGGACCGAUGGUUAAUCGAUCUGCACGUAUCUCGGGUGAAGCUAAAGGAGGUGAGAUUACGGCUUCAUUGGAUGUGAUUGAGAUUGUGAAGACUUUAUGUUUUGAUCAAGAAUCAGAUGAAGCUCAAAGUUUAAGGAAUGUCAAGGAAAACAAAGAAUGUGCUGAAACGGUUUUAGAUCCAGCUACUAGAAGAGAUGUAGCAUCGAUUAGGAAGAUGGGAUUUGGGAUUUCAGAGAUUGGAGAAAAGAGGUUGAAAGGAUUAGAGAUGCCAGAGUUUUUGUCAUUGAUUUAUCCUAGAGCGUUAGCCGGUAGA
Molecule: messenger RNA, 3930 nt
Organism: Melampsora larici-populina 98AG31
Lineage: Eukaryota; Fungi; Basidiomycota; Pucciniomycetes; Pucciniales; Melampsoraceae
Exons: 5
Biological process (GO): cyclic nucleotide biosynthetic process; intracellular signal transduction
Molecular function (GO): protein binding
Source: RefSeq, a predicted model, not a curated record